Molecule: messenger RNA, 1026 nt
Organism: Pestalotiopsis fici W106-1
Lineage: Eukaryota; Fungi; Ascomycota; Sordariomycetes; Amphisphaeriales; Sporocadaceae
Exons: 2
Coding region: 1-1026 (341 amino acids)
Source: RefSeq, a predicted model, not a curated record
AUGAUCAUUCUGGCCCUCCCGUCGGGGGUGGAUGCCGCAACUGCAGCGGCAACAGCGGACAUUCACCGCAAAUUAUGGGACUACCUCUCGUCGUAUGCGCGCAUCCGCUUGGCACCAGAUCACAUCGUCCAUCAUGUGCUUAGGCAGCUGAGUGAGCUGUUCUCUCAGCAACAGUGCUCUGGCAAUAAUAUAGGAGGUGGUGAUGGCGACGAUAGAUACGACCUUUUGUACAGCGUUGUGUCGGACAUCGUAAAUAUGCUUGGAAGCAGGAAGGAUAAGAAUCCUUCUGGCAACCAGACAAUGUACUUUGAUCUCGUGAGUUUAUGGUACGGCGAAACGCUACGAAGCCAUCGAGGUCAUCGACAGCACGGGUAUCACCCGCGACUCCAUCUGGCCGAGGACGAGAUGUUCGCAAUCCUCAAUUCCGGCAAAGCGGCCGGCGCCAGCGCCGCGUCAUCAUCGUCGUCAUCACCACAGUGGUCCGGGGCCCGGGACAAUGUGGACCCAUUGCUAGAUCCGAACAGCAUGGAAGAUGUCGACUUUGACCUGGACGUCGCCGCCAUCAAUUCGUACCUCCUCCUGGAUCUCGGCUGGCAGACGGCGUGGCACGACCGUUCCAUCCCCGACGCCUGCGCCGCCCUGCUCCAGGGCAAGGAGUACACUGGCGCGCCACCCGACGAGACCGAGGUCAACUGCCUAACGGCCAUGGCACUGUACGAGCGGGCGCAAUGCACUGCCACCGGCAAUCUGUUUCCGUGCCCACCCUCUACGGCGACCGUCCCGUUGACACCCGACGGCGCUCGCGAGACAGAGCAGCGGCAGCGGCGUCUGGUCCGCGCCCAAUGGCUCCUGUCCGAAGCCGUCUCGCUCGACUGGGACCUUUCGGGCGCCAGCAUCUACAAUUUUGAGGGCCUGUUGCUGCUCCAGGAAUUGUGCGCCGAGAUUGGGGACUGGAAUGGUCUCGAGGCCGUCCGGGCCCGGAGCCGCGAGUGCCUCGACAUACUGUUUGGUGAAUGGGGGGUGUGA